ACCCGAUACGUUAUCAAAACAGUCAGAUAUAAUACAGGGAUACAGGAUUCUAAAAUCAUGGCGUCGGCUACUUUUAUUGCCGCUGUGUUCGUCUUCAUUUCUACGUCUGUGGUGACCGAUGGUCAAAAACCAUGUUGCUCCCCUGACAAGUGGACGGCACAUCUUCUCCAAAAAACAGGGGCGUAUAACUCUGUCACGACUGUGGCCUCCAAACGAGACGUCAGUAGCCUCAUUUACUAUGAUCACACUGUGAAAAAAAUGGCCAUCUUCUCUGAAAUCAAGAACACGACCUUCAACUCGACCACUUACUUACAACGAAUCAUGGAUUUUAAUAAGGGUCUAGAGUGGAGGAUUGACGGGAAGAACUGUACACGUCACGUGACCACGGAGCCUAUGCCUCAGCCGUGUUUCCUGGGUAUGUGA
Messenger RNA from Pecten maximus, 423 nucleotides. RefSeq lists its product as uncharacterized. Gene Ontology annotation, molecular function: calcium ion binding. The transcript is spliced from 2 exons. NCBI's taxonomy places the organism in Eukaryota, Metazoa, Mollusca, Bivalvia, Pectinida, Pectinidae. Bases 58 to 423 code for a protein of 121 amino acids. Gene Ontology annotation, biological process: cell-matrix adhesion. Gene Ontology annotation, cellular component: lysosome; extracellular region. The record is from RefSeq and is a predicted model, not a curated record.